CUCUCCUCCCCUAGCAAACGCUCAAGUAAACUAGAAUUGGAAAAAUGGUGGCCAGCGUCAGAGUGCAGAAGCUCCUCCGACGAUACAAACUAGCGAUUGCCGCCGCGUUAACGAUUCUUCUGAUUCAAGGGCUAGUAGUAUGGAGUCUGAGAAGUCUCGAAGAGGGCGAGGCAGAGAGGAAAACGCGGCGGUCCAAGCUACCUGACCACAACAGCCAGGACCCCAAAAGGGAGGCAGUGGCCUGGGAGAGACAGAACGCCUUGUCUGGGAGGAGCGGGGCCCGAUGGAACAGCAGGCUGGAGAGGACGGGGGCCACGGCUGCCAGCGCCCUCCAGAGGGGCACCAAGCACCGGGGGAAGCACACCAUCAGGGUGAAGAUGCCCCUGGGCCAGGGUGUAGCAGUUGAUGGCGUUCCCCCCCAUGACCCCUCCAGUAGCCGUAACUUCACUGAUACCCGGGGCGGAGGGGAGGGGGCGGCCAGACUACCCCCUCCAGCCAUGCCAGGGGAACCGGGCAGCGUGGAGGGGGCGCCCCAAGCCCCCAGCAGCGACUUUGUGCCCAAGUGUGACAUCAUGGGCAAGGACGCCCUGUCGGCCCUGCACCGCGCAGGCUCGCGGCAGUGCCGGCAGGAGAUCGCCAACAUUGUGUGCCAGCAUCAGGCCGGGCAGCUCAUGCCAAGGGCACUGCCUCAGUUCUGCCCGCUGCACGGUUUUUCCAGCCCGGUCCAGACAGCUGAUGAGCUGGACAAUGACCCGUCCAAGGUGGAGAACCCGGUCAGGGUGGCCUUCGUCCUGGUGGUCCACGGCCGGGCCAUCAGGCAGCUCAAACGCCUCAUCAAAGCCAUAUACCACCGAGACCACUUCUACUACAUCCACGUGGACAAGCGUUCCAACUACCUGCAUCGGGAGGUGCAGCAGAUCGCCCAGCAGUACCCCAAUGUGCGUGCCACGCCCUGGCGCAUGGUGACCAUCUGGGGCGGUGCCAGCCUGCUGAAGGCCUACCUGCACAGCAUGCAGGACCUGCUCUCCAUGCUGGACUGGAAUUGGGACUUCUUCAUCAACCUCAGUGCCACUGACUUCCCCACCAGGACCAACGAUGAACUGGUGGCUUUUCUGUCACAGCACAGAGACCAGAACUUCCUCAAGUCACAUGGGCGGGAGAACGCGAGGUUCAUAAAGAAGCAGGGUCUGGACCGGCUGUUCCAUGAGUGUGACAACCACAUGUGGCGGCUGGGUGAGCGGACCAUCCCAGAGGGCCUGGAGGUGUCUGGGGGCUCUGACUGGUUCUCCCUCACCAGGCGCUUCGUAGAGUAUGUCAUCAACUCCCAGGAUGAGCUGGUGGCGGGCCUGAAACAGUUCUACACCUACGCCCUGCUCCCCGCUGAGUCCUUCUUCCACACAGUGCUGGGGAACAGUCACAUGUGUGACUCUCUGGUGGACAACAACCUGCGUGUUACCAACUGGAACAGGAAGCUGGGCUGUAAGUGCCAGUACAAACACAUAGUGGACUGGUGCGGCUGCUCUCCCAACGACUUCAAACCACAGGACCUCGUCAGGAUACAGCAACUGACCCGGCCCACGUUCUUUGCCCGAAAGUUUGAGUCCACGGUGAACCAAGAGGCCAUAGACAUCCUGGACACCCACCUGUAUGGACACUACGCCCCAGGGACAGUGGCCAUCAAGGCCUAUUGGGAGAGCCUGUUUGAGCGGGCGGACGGGGUUGGCUCCCUCAGUGACGUGGCCCUCACGGCCUACUCUUCCUUUUUCCGCCUGGGCCUCAGGAGCCUGGAGAGCAGCCAGACCAGCCUGGAGACCUGCAGGUAUGAGCCAAUAGGCUACCCGGUGUCGGUGCACCUCUAUUUCUACGACGAGCGUUUCCAGGGCUACUUGGUACGUCAGGAGGUGCAGAAAGUGGGGUCAAGGGUCAGGGAAACGGUGGAGGUGUGGGCCGUGCCUCAGGCCACCAUGCAGCUGGAGAACAACCUCAGGGAGUUUGAGAGGCUCAAGAACCUGGAGGUGGGCACAGAGUGGGACCCCAAGGAGAGAAUCUUCCGGAACUUUGGCGGUGUGAUCGGGCCGCUGGACGAGCCGGUGGCGGUACAGAAGUGGGUUCGGGGGCCCAACCUCACUGCCACCAUUGUGUGGAUCGACCCCGCCCAGACGGUGGCGGCGUCUUAUGACAUCGGUGUGGAUGUGGACGCAGAGUACACGCAGUACAAGCCCCCGCUACAGCGGCCGCUACGCCCCGGGGCCUGGACAGUCAGGGUGCUGAGGCUUUGGGAGCGCGUGGCCGAGGCUCGCUUCCUCGUCAUGCCCCUGGCCUUCAAAGGACGAGAACCACUACGCCAAGAGGAGGACAGCUGGCUGCACGCGGGGCCACCAGGCAACCUGUACCUGGAGCAGGGCUUCCAGCAGCUGAGAUCUGUUCUGAAGCUGCCCCCACAGGAGCCCGCCCUGCAGGAGGCCCAGCAGAGGGCCCAGCUGGUGGGCAAACCCCUGGAAGCCUGGGUGGACCGCACUGUGGGGGCCUUCUGGGUGACCGGGGAUCUGUGCUCCACCCUGCCUUCCCCGGGCCCCUGCCCUUCCCUGGGCCCCUGUACCAAGUCCACCUGGAGCUCCCUCGCCCCAGACCCUAAGUCAGAACUUGGCCCUGUCAAAGGUGAUGGCCGAAUCAGGUAGCCCCCCGGACAGGAGGCAUGCUGGACUACAGUAGAGGGAGAGGGGAUUAUAUGUGAGCCCUGAGAAGAGAGAGAAGGAUGUGUGAGCCCUGAGAAGAGAGAGAAGGAUGUGUGAGCCCUGAGAAGAGAGAGAAGGAUGUGAGCCCUGAGAAGAGGGGAGGAUAUGUGAGCCCUGAGAAGAGGGGGGGAUAUGUGAGCCCUGAGAAGAGGGGAGGAUAUGUGAGCCCUGAGAAGAGGGGAGGAUAUGUGAGCCCUGAGAAGAGGGGAGGAUAUGUGAGCCCUGAGAAGAGGGGAGGAUAUGUGAGCCCUGAGAAGAGGGGAGGAUAUGUGAGCCCUGAGAAGAGGGGAGGAUAUGUGAGCCCUGAGAAGAGGGGAGGAUAUGUGAGCCCUGAGAAGAGGGGAGGAUAUGUGAGCCCUGAGAAGAGGGGAGGAUAUGUGAGCCCUGAGAAGAGGGGAGGAUAUGUAAGCCCUGAGAAGAGGGGAGAGGGUUCUGGUCUCUAAGGCUAACUCAUAAGGCACAUAAAUAGACACGGCUUCUCUCUACAUAAGCUGAGGAGUGGCUAUGCUCCCAGUUUAGAGGCUACAUGCCCUUUUCAGAGGAGAUGCGUGCUGGAAAUUUGCACAUGAAGACUGCAAGACAAAGGUUUUUUUGUGUUUGAACGUCAUUUCUCGUUACAUGGACAAUUUCUGUUAUGUUAUCCGACUGCAUAUGUCUUCAUUCAGGGUCUGUCUGGGUAGAACUUUGGAAAGAGGAGAACCCCACCCGCACAUGUUUGAACUCUGUUCAAUGCACAGUUUUCUUCUGCUUUAAGGAAUUUAAAGCAGUGGCCAACAUUUUGACAGUGGCUAAAUGCUGUGUUGUAUUGUUGUCAGAGGGCAGUGGGUCCUCUGGACUAGUAUCUUCAUGCUUAUUUUCAAGCAUUAUCAGAACAGCAGAUGGGGGGGAAGUGCACUUUACUGUAAGACUAAGGUUACACAGGACAGGGUCGAUCAGUAGUUGGAGAAUGACAACGAGGAGGAUUAGGAGCUUAAAAGGUCAAGGUGGAGGUCGUCACAAUGGUGACGUGGCAUCCUCUUCACUUACUUACAUGUCUUUUGUAUAAAAGUGCUGCUAGAACGUUGCGGCGUCACUAUCACAUAUCUGACCCAGCUAGCUCACCUGGAGGAGGAAGAAUAAUAAUGUUCUGAGUUACCAGCUGGGAGACAAGUUAAAGUUGGGAGAGAGUCCUCUUCUCUCAUGAGUUCUGUUUACUGUGACAUUAUCAUGUUUUACAUUUUUGUUUGUUUCUUGAACAUUGAGAUGUGAAAUGUCUUUGUUGUCCAUGAUCACUGCAAAGCAAUGCCACCGGGGGUUUUGUGUGUCAGAGGAAGUGCCUAACUGAUGUAGGUAAUAUUCUAGGCUACAGUGGCCUGCCUCUCCAGUGUGGCAUCAUCAUUCACAGUGGACUACAUCACUUCUCAAUGGGUCUAGUCACAGUUAUGCUAUAUAGGCCUAGCUAGAGCCAUAUAUUUAGAGUUAGGCAAAUUUUUAGAAUAUUGACUAUUGUUCUAAUACUAGACAGUCAUGCAAAUAUAUUAUAAUGCAGAAACCUUGUUGGCCCAACUCUCUAAGUACAUGGCUCUGGGCUAGCUGCCUCUUCUGUAUCAGUGUAUAUGCAGUGCAGUACUGUCCAUGUGGUCUAUGCUCUGUAUGCCAACAAAGUGAAGAGUCUUCUGUCAUCUACCUACCACUUUAAUGUUACUGGUUGUCCAUAAGCAUUUCUACAACAAUGAAACUCCCAUCCAGGAGGGGUCAACAUGACUAUUUCACGGUCUGGUUAAGAAAUCGAAGCUGCCUUUACUUUGUUAUUAUGAACUGUUUAUAAUGGGAGAAUAGCUUCAAGACGUGCACUUAUUUCCUUUUUAGAAAAUUCGGAAACCCUACCCUAUACCUUUUUUUGUUUUUAAUUGUAAUGUUUUAAAACUAAACUGGCUGAAACUCCUACUUUUAUUGUUUUUUCAGUUUCUGCCACUGAGUUUACAAGUGACCUUGUUUCCCUUGCACACUUGCUUCAGUGAAGCUUCCAUUUAACAGAAAGAAUAGCAGAGCACCGUUUAGUGUAAAGGGAAUAGGUUAUUCAUAUUUUAGUCUUUGAGAAAUAUAUAUGUCCAUCCAUUCAAUAUCAACUCCUCUGUCAAACUAUUGAGAACCACUUAUAUUAUUAUUUUUUUGGACACAUCACACUUCGUUCAAUGUCACUUCCGUCCACGCUGUAUCACCCCACAGCCCACUCAUGACUCACUCUGAUGAUGAUGACAUAGUGGCACUGGCUCCCUGACUGAGGCAUGACAGUGCUGGACUGGAGAGGGGAGUGCUGGCCAAUCACAGAACGCCUCUGGUAAAACAUGGCAACAGGUUGACUGGUGGCACAAUAAAAAUAAAAAAAAUCA
Oncorhynchus mykiss (rainbow trout) is the source of this 5107-nucleotide messenger RNA. RefSeq names its product xylosyltransferase 2. Gene Ontology annotation, molecular function: protein xylosyltransferase activity. Lineage: Eukaryota; Metazoa; Chordata; Actinopteri; Salmoniformes; Salmonidae. Gene Ontology annotation, biological process: chondroitin sulfate proteoglycan biosynthetic process; heparan sulfate proteoglycan biosynthetic process. Gene Ontology annotation, cellular component: membrane. The record is from RefSeq and is a predicted model, not a curated record.